This is a messenger RNA of Medicago truncatula (barrel medic), 849 nucleotides long. RefSeq names its product cyanate hydratase-like. Gene Ontology annotation, molecular function: cyanate hydratase activity; DNA binding. The record is from RefSeq and is a predicted model, not a curated record. NCBI's taxonomy places the organism in Eukaryota, Viridiplantae, Streptophyta, Magnoliopsida, Fabales, Fabaceae. The transcript is spliced from 4 exons. Bases 48 to 545 code for a protein of 165 amino acids.
AUAUAUGAAUCAAGGAGACAAGGACCAUAUCAACAAUCUAGACUAAGAUGGCGCAGAACAAAGCAAACACAGUGUCACAGCUUCAAUCUUUGAAGAACAAGAGUGGGAAGUCUUAUAAUCAGUUAGCUGAGGAAACAGGACUUACAAACGUUUAUGUUGCUCAGCUUCUGAGAAGACAAGCUCAUCUCAAACCUGAAACUGCCCCUAAAUUAAAGGCAGCACUGCCCGAACUGCCCGAAGAACUUAUCCAUGAAAUGAUGAAACCACCUCUUAGGUCUUAUGAUCCUAAUAUCAUUCAAGACCCCACUGUUUACAGGUUGAAUGAAGCUGUUAUGCAUUUUGGGGAGAGCAUCAAAGAAAUAAUCAACGAGGAGUUUGGUGAUGGAAUCAUGUCAGCAAUCGAUUUCUACUGCUCAGUUGACAAAGUUCAAGGAGUCGAUGGGAAAGAUCGUGUGGUACUGACAUUCGAUGGGAAAUAUUUACCGCAUUCAGAGCAGAAAACGGAGCAUAUGGUUUCAAGAACAAGGCCACUGGAGAAACAGUGAGUAUCACCAGGACCAACACCAAAAUCCUUGUAACUAUAAUUACGGUGUUUUGUAAUGCUGCAAGCUGUAUUUGGUUACUGCUACUUUGGUAUUGCCUAUAGAAAUAAAAAUAAAACAAUAAGGUUUAAAAAAUUAGAAGUAGCCAACCAUGCCAUUUAUAAACAAUUGUUUAUGGCUUUAGGAUUUCAUGGCACUUCUACUACCUUUGUGAUUUUAAUACAAGAUACUUAUGAUGGUGAAAGCUUGUAUUGUGCUUGGUUAUGUUAAACCAAGAUAAUAAAUAUUCUUCAAGGUUUGAAGGUUU